Arctia plantaginis is the source of this 7332-nucleotide messenger RNA. NCBI's taxonomy places the organism in Eukaryota, Metazoa, Arthropoda, Insecta, Lepidoptera, Erebidae. The record is from the annotation of a GenBank genome assembly.
AUGUCGAAGGAAAAAAAACAAGAGAACUCAAAAAAAAACACCUUUUAUAAGGUCCCGUUUUCCAUCGAUUACGCGUGUUUUUUUUCAGUUGGAUGCGAGGUUAGCUCGUUCGUGACACUUCUGGACUACAUCAGAAAUGACCUGGACCUCAAGGGGACCAAAUACAUGUGUCGUGAAGCUGGCUGCGGAGCCUGCAUCGUCAAUGUGAAGUAUCCAAUAGCACGGUCCUAUGCUGUCAACUCGUGCAUGACAUCAAUCACAUCUUGUCAUGGGUGGGAUAUCACAACGAUUGAGGAGGUAGGAAAUAGGAAAAAGGGCUACCAUCCUCUGCAAACCACUCUGGCCAAGGAAAAUGGAUCACAGUGUGGGUAUUGCUCGCCUGCUUGGGUUAUGUCCAUGUACAGUCUUUUGCAAAAUAAUCCAGAAAUAACAAUGUUGGAAAUAGAAAAGUCACUAUCAGGCAACAUAUGUCGGUGUACAGGAUAUAGGCCAAUAUUAGAAGCCUUCAAAAAAUUCGCAAGUGAUGCACCACAUCAAAUGCAAUUAUGCGAUAUAGAAGAUUUACGAAUUUGUAAAAAUACUGGAGAAAAUUGCAAUAAAAGUAAUUGCGAGGAAAGCGAUUGGUGUUUCCUAAAUAAUGAAGAUAUUCCAGGGAAUAUAAUAAAAAUAAAAUUGAAAGAUAACAAACUUUGGUUUCGUGUAAACACCGUUCGAGAGAUAUUUCAAAUAUUUAUUAGAGAAGGCACAGAUUCCUAUAUGUUGGUUUGUGGAAACACUGCUAAAGGAGUAUAUCCUAUAUUCGAAUACCCUCGUGUCCUUAUCGACGUAAGCGGAGUUCAAGACCUAAAAGGCUAUACAAAAGACCAAAACCUGAUAGUUAAUGGAAAUACCACGCUUACUGAGUUUCUGGAAAUACUACAAAAAGUGGCCAAUGAAGAAUAUUUUAGUUAUUUAUUGAAGUUGUAUGAUCAUGUUAAAAAGGUCGCUCAUGUGGCAGUGAGAAAUAUUAUGCCACGAUCUGAAAACGCCCAUGCUUUAAUCAAUGCUGGAUUUCUGUAUAAACUAUAUAGCCCUUUUAAAAUCGUGAAAGAAGCAAGAAUAGUUUUUGGAGCUCUUGCACCAUCUUUUACCCGAGCUACUUCUACUGAAAGAUAUUUAGUAGGAAAGAAACUUUUUACUGACGAAACUCUGCAAGCGGCUUUGAAAAUUAUGGAACAAGAACUUGUGGUAAUAGAUAAUCCACCUGAACCUUCGGUACAUUAUAGAAGAAUAACUGCUUUGGGACUCUUCUAUAAGGGUCUCCUCAAGAUAAUUCCACAGCAUGCUGUAAGCCCAUGUUAUAAUUCCGGAGCAAUAAAUCUGGAUGACACCCGUCCUGUAUCUCGGGCAAAUCAAGUAUUUUAUACAAAACCAUCGGAGUGGCCCUUAAACCAACCCAUUCCGAAAGUUGAAGCUUUGAUUCAAUGUGCAGGGGAAGCAUUUUACACUGAAGAUCUACCAUCCUUUCGUGAUGAAGUAUUUUGUGCAUUUGCUUUAAGCACUGUUGCUGUGGGAGAUAUAGUUAAGAUUGAUGCCUCUAAAGCUUUGGCUUGUCCAGGAGUCAUAGAUGUCUAUACAGCAAAAGACAUACCCGGUUUAAAUUCCUUUAGUCCUUCUGAUACACCAUUUAAUUCCUCCGAUGAAGAAGUACUUUGCAGCGGACGUGUCGAAUAUUAUAAUCAAGCUAUAGCAAUAGUCGUAGCUGAAUCACGAUAUAUUGCUGACAGUGCUGCCAAGUUAGUUUCAGCAACAUACAAAAAUGUUAAAGAUCCAUUGAUAGAUGUAAAAUAUACGCAAGAUAACCCAACAAGAUCUUCACUUAGCGAUAAAAUAGAUGCCACAGAAAUAGGCAACGAUGUUACUGAUAUUAUUAAGGGGAAUAACUCAAUAUAUGGCCAGUAUCAUUUUGUUAUGGAAACUUUGAGCUGUGUAACAAAGCCCUCAGAUGAAGGAUUAGAUGUUUAUUGUGCGUCACAGUGGUUAGAUGGCAUUCAGUUGAUGAUAUCUAGAGCAUUAAAAAUGGACCAAAAUAGAAUUGACGUACACAAUCGCCGCUGUGGAGGCGCAUACGGUUUUAAAAUAUCAAGAUGUAUCCAAGGGGCAGUCGCAAGUGCUUUGGUCGUUACUAAGUUGAACAGACCUUGUCGGUUCAUUCAGUCUUUGCGUACAAAUAUGAGAGCUGUUGGCAAGAGGCUUCCUUGUGCUAUGAAUUUUGAGGCUGGUGUAAAUAAGGGUGGAGAGAUCCAGUACAUAAAUCAUAACAUUUAUGAAGACAAUGGUUAUAAAAUAAAUGAAACAUUUUCUGUACUUGGUAGAUUAAUAUACAGCAACGCUUACAAGAGGGAACGUUGGAACUAUAAAGUAUACGAUUCCACCACCGACACUGCUAAAAAUACUUGGGCUAGAGCACCCUGUUCACUAGAACACAUCGCAAUGGCUGAAUUAGUAAUAGAACAGAUAGCUUAUCAACUAUCUUUAGAUCCUCUAGAUGUCAGACUAGCUAACAUAGACACUGAACAAAAUGGUGAUUUAAAUAAAAUGAUCAAUAAUCUUAUUUCAAUUUCUGACUACAAGGAAAGAAGGGCUUUUGUAAAUCAGUAUAACCAUGAUAAUAGAUGGAAAAAGCGAGGCUUGAGAUUUUCUGUAUUAAAAUGGUCACACGGGGGAGGAGUAAACUUGUGCAUCAACUUAUCAGUUUACGCUGGAGAUGGUACUGUUGUUUUAACUCAUGGAGGUAUUGAAAUGGGGCAAGGCAUAAACACGAGAGCUAUUCAAGUAGCUGCGCACCUACUCAAAAUUCCUGUUGAAAAAAUCAUUGUCAAAGAAAAUAACACAGUAAUAGGUCCAAAUGUGAGCUCAACUAAUGGCAGUAUUACUUCUAUGACUGCAACUGUCGGUGUAAGACGAGCUUGUCAAGAACUUUUAAGAAGACUGCAACCAAUAAGAGACCAGAUGAAUAAUCCGACUUGGGAGGAGUUGAUAAAGAAAGCACACACAGACAAUGUUGAUUUACAAACGCAUGGAUAUACUAGAACUGAUGAAGAUUAUAGUUUUCCAGUAUUUGGUGUGACGCUAGCAGAAGUAGAAUUGGAUGUGAUCACCGGUCAGUUUCAGAUCAUAAGAGUUGAUAUAUGUCAAGAUGCUGGCCAGAGUGUUAAUCCUGAACUUGACAUUGGACAAAUAGAAGGAGCUUUCAUGAUGGGUUUGGGUUAUUGGACAUCUGAACAUCUGGUGUAUGCAUCUUCAGGAGAAAACCUCACAGAUCGCACUUGGCACUAUUAUGUUCCACUGGCUAGAGACAUACCUCAAGAUUGGAGAGUAUAUCUAAGAAAAAAUUCUUAUAGUGAUGACAUUGUGUUUGGGGCUAAAUCUAUUGGUGAACCUCCGAUAUGUAUGGCAGUAGUAAUAGCAUUCGCUUUGAGAGAAGCUGUUGUAGCAGCUCGACUUGACGCCGGUAUACCAACCACUCAAUGGUAUCCAGAAGGAGGACAUCUUUGUGUUCCUUAUUCAAACAUGAAGCGAAUUAAUUUUAAAGUCAACGGAGCAAAUUACAAAGUUGGUGGUGAGGUGAGCUCCCACGUUACUCUCCUGGACUACAUCAGAUAUGACCUUGAUCUGAAAGGCACAAAGUACAUGUGUCGCGAAGCUGGCUGCGGAGCUUGUAUCGUUAACGUCAAGAAUCCGUCAGGAGCCAGUUAUGCUGUCAACUCGUGCAUGGUGUCAAUUACGUCGUGUCAUGGAUGGGAGAUCACGACGAUUGAGGAAGUGGGCAACAGAAAGAAAGGCUAUCAUCCCCUGCAGAAAACCCUGGCUGAGGGAAAUGGCUCACAGUGUGGUUAUUGCUCGCCUUCUUGGGUUAUGUCUAUGUACAGCCUCCUACAAAGUAAUCCAGAUAUAACGAUGCUGGAAGUAGAAAAGUCUUUAGCCAGUAAUGUCUGCCGGUGUACAGGCUAUAGGCCGAUAUUAGAGGCAUUGAAAAAGUUCGCCAAAGACGCACCAAAGCAAAUUCAGUUACCUGAUCUUGAAGACUUACAAAUUUGCAAAAAAAAUGGAGAAUCUUGUAACAAGAGUAGCUGUGACGCAGUCGAUUGGUGUUUUUUAAAUGCAGAAGAUAUCGAUGCUAAUGAAAUAGAGAUAAAGUUGAAAGACAACAAACUUUGGUUCCGAGUUAAUACCGUUCAGGAUAUAUUUAAAAUCUUAAGAAGAAAAGAAACUGAUUCCUAUAUGUUGGUCUGCGGAAACACUGCUAAGGGAGUAUACCCCAUAGAUGAAUAUCCACAUGUCCUUAUAGAUGUAACAGGAGUUCAAGAAUUAAAGGGCUAUAGCGUUGACCAAAACCUAAUAGUAAAUGCAAAUACCACACUUACGGAAUUUCUAGAUAUACUUCAAAAAGUAGCCAACGAAGAAUUCUUUGAUUAUUUGACAAAAUUAUAUGAACAUAUUAAAAACGUGGCGCAUAUUCCAGUGAGAAACGUGGGAUCAAUAGCAGGAAAUUUGAUGAUCAAGCAUCAGCAUAAUUUUUUUUCAUCAGAUAUUUUUUUGCUGUUUGAAACAAUUGGUGCUCAAGUAACAAUACAAAAUAGUAUCAGUUCCAAACGAACUCUGACAAUGCAACAGUUUCUCAAGCAAGAUAUGAAAGGUUACAUCAUACGCAAUGUUAUGUUACCACCACUCACCAAUGACUAUAAACUGAUAACAUUUAAGAUUAUGCCACGUUCUCAAAACGCACAUGCUUUGGUAAAUGCAGGGUUUUUGUACAAAUUACGCAGUUCCAACAACACAGUGAAGCAAGCAAGAAUAGUUAUAGGUGCACUUUCACCAUCCUUUAUCCGUGCUAGUGCCACUGAAAAAUAUUUAGAGGGGAAAAAACUUUUUACAAAUGAAACACUCCAAGCAGCUUUGAAAAUUAUGGAACAAGAACUUGUAGUGGUAGAUAAUCCGCCUAAUCCUUCAGUGGAUUACAGAAGAAGAGUUGCUUUGGGGCUAUUCUAUAAGGGUCUACUUAAAUUAUCUCCAGAAUGCGCAGUAAGCCCUUAUUAUCUUUCUGGAGCAAAAAAUCUGGAUGACGAUCGCCCGGUGUCUAGGGCCCACCAAGUCUUCGACACCAAACCUUCGGAAUGGCCAUUGAACGAGCCCAUCACAAAAGUGGAAGCUUUGGUCCAAUGUGCGGGAGAAGCAUUUUACACUGAAGAUCUACCGAUAUUUUCUGAUGAAGUAUUUUGUGCUUUUGCUUUAAGCACUAUCGCCGUAGGAGACAUAGUAAAGAUUGACACUAGUAAAGCUUUGGCGCAUCCAGGAGUCAUUGAUGUCUACGUCGCAAAAGAUAUCCCGGGGGUGAAUUCUUUUACUCCGCCUGAUUCUUUUCUUUAUUCCGCUAACGAAGAAGUAUUGUGCAGUGGACAUGUCCAAUAUUUUAAUCAACCAAUAGCAAUAGUAGUAGCCGAAGAACGAUAUAUUGCUAACAAAGCUGCAAAGUUAGUUACAGCAACAUACACAAAUGUCCAAGAUCCAGUACUGGACGUCAGGCGUACCAUUGGUAAUAAAGCAAGAGCUAUACCUAAUUCAGAAGACAAUGCAAAGGAAAAAGGUGAUGACAUCAAACUUACUAUCACGGGUGAAAAUUCAAUUUACGGACAGUAUCACUUCGUUAUGGAGACAUUGACUUGUGUGAUAAGGCCAUCUGAAGAAGGACUAGAUGUCUAUUGUGCAUCUCAGUGGUUGGAGUCUGUACAGUUGAUGAUAUCUAGAGCUUUAAAAAUGGACCAAAACAGGAUUGAUGUGCAUAAUCGACGUUGUGGUGGCGCAUACGGCUUCAAAGUGUCCAGAUGCAUACAAGGGGCGGUCGCAAGUGCCCUAGCCGUAACUAAACUGAAUAGACCAUGCCGUUUUAUUCAGUCACUACCGAUAAAUAUGAGGGCUGUCGGCAAGAGGCUUCCUUGUGCUAUGAAUUUUGAGGCUGGUGUAGAUAAUCGUGGAGUGAUUCAAUACCUUGAUUACAACAUUUAUGAAGAUAACGGGUAUAAAACAAACGAAACGUUCACUAAACUCGGCAUGGAUAUAUAUAACAAUGCUUACAAGAAAGAGCGAUGGAAUUACAAAAGUUACGACUCUCUUACUGAUACUGCUAAAAAUACCUGGGCUAGGGCACCCGGGACAAUGGAACACAUUGCCAUGACAGAAUUGGUUAUGGAACAGAUUUCUUACAAGCUAUCUUUGGAUCCGUUGGAUGUUAGGUUAGCGAAUUUAGACUCUGAGCAAUACGGAGAUCUCAAAGACAUGGUUAACGAUAUUUUAAUAAGUUCCGACUAUAAGAAAAGAAGAGAGUAUGUAACUCAAUACAACGUUGAUAAUAGAUGGAAAAAGCGAGGUUUGAGAUUUGCUCUACUAAGGUGGUCACCUGGAGGAGGAAUGAACGUCUACGUUAAUUUGUCUGUUUACCGUGGUGAUGGCACUGUAGUUUUAACCCAUGGUUGUAUUGAAAUGGGACAAGGCGUAAAUACGAGAGCUGUUCAAGUAGCCGCUUACCUACUUAAGAUUCCUGUUGAAAAAAUUAUUGUGAAGGAGAACAACACUGUCAUAGCCCCAAAUGCCAGUAUAUCUGGUGGUAGCGUCACAUCAAUCAAUGUAUCUGUCGGAGUAAAACGAGCUUGUGAAGAACUUUUAAGAAGACUGAAACCAAUCAGAGACAAGAUGAAAAAUCCAACUUGGGAAGAGUUGAUAAAACAAGCACAUAAAGAUAACGUGGACUUACAAGCACAUGGGUUUACUAGAACUGAUGAAGAGCACAAGUUAAAUGUAUUUGGAGUUACGCUAGCGGAAGUAGAAUUAGAUGUGAUCACGGGCCAGUUUCAGAUCAUAAGAGUUGACAUAUGUCAAGAUGCUGGACAAAGUGUUAAUCCAAAAAUUGAUGUUGGCCAGGUAGAGGGAGCAUUUAUGAUGGGUUUGGGUUAUUGGACGUGUGAAAAUUUAGUAUAUGCACCGACAGGAGAAUUGCUUUCGGAUCGCACUUGGAACUAUUACGUUCCACUUGCUAGAGAUAUCCCUCAAGACUGGAGGGUAUGUCUGAGGAAGAAUUCGUACAGUGAGGAUGCAAUUUUCGGAGCCAAAUGUAUCGGUGAACCACCAAUAUGUAUGACAGUAGUAAUAGCUUUGGCUUUGAGAGAAGCUAUAGUUGCAGCUCGAUUCGACAGUGGCAUUCCGACUACUGAGUUUUAUCAAGAAUAUGGCCCGCAUACAGUAGAGAGGAACUGUUUACUGUCAUCUACGAAACUAUCAGAUUUUAAGUUUAAAUAA